AUGGCCUUCCUAGUCCGAUUCACCAGUGGUUUGAUAUGUGCUCCCAUUACCCCGAGGCUUGCGUCACGCCUCGCCCUCCCUCAAAUGGUCAUCCGAAAUGCCGACCCAAAGGGGACAGCUUAUACAAUUGCGAUCGACUCAAGCGCCGACUCUAUCACAACAGGUAUUUCCGCCGAAGACCGUGCUCUGACAUGCCGCACCCUAGCCUCUCCAAACGCCCGUGUGGACUCCUUCAGACGGCCAGGGCACAUUAUUCCGCUCGCAGCUCGAUCCGGUGGCGUGCGCCAGCGUAAGGGCCACACCGAAGCUGCGGUGGAUUUAUGCCGACUUGCUGGAAAAGCUCCCGUCGGCGUUAUAGCAGAGCUGGUUGAAGACGGAGAGAUUGUUGAGGGGGUGCCGGAGGUAGGUGGAAAUAAUGGAAUGAUGCGUCGCGAUGGGUGCUUGAGAUUUGGGAAAAGAUGGGGGAUUAGGGUAUGCACAAUUGAGGACCUGGUGAUAUACUUGGAUAGAGCAGAAGGGAUUAUAAAUACAAGAAAAUAA
Messenger RNA from Penicillium waksmanii, 540 nucleotides. Its product is annotated as 3,4-dihydroxy-2-butanone-4-phosphate synthase. Gene Ontology annotation, cellular component: cytosol; mitochondrial intermembrane space. The transcript is spliced from 2 exons. NCBI's taxonomy places the organism in Eukaryota, Fungi, Ascomycota, Eurotiomycetes, Eurotiales, Aspergillaceae. Bases 1 to 540 code for a protein of 179 amino acids. Gene Ontology annotation, molecular function: 3,4-dihydroxy-2-butanone-4-phosphate synthase activity. Gene Ontology annotation, biological process: aerobic respiration; riboflavin biosynthetic process. The record is from RefSeq and is a predicted model, not a curated record.